Messenger RNA from Thecamonas trahens ATCC 50062, 2613 nucleotides. RefSeq lists its product as uncharacterized. The coding region runs from base 1 to 2613 and encodes 870 amino acids. Lineage: Eukaryota; Apusomonadida; Apusomonadidae. The transcript is spliced from 2 exons. The record is from RefSeq and is a predicted model, not a curated record.
AUGGACCGGGAUCGAGGCGCAGUGCAGUCCGGCAGUAUCUCCUGCAGCGGCGAUACCGACAUUGGCGGCUUUGGAGCGUUCAACGAGACAUGCACCUACACAUGCAAUGCUGGCCUGUCACUUGUCGGCAUCCAGUCUCAGACCUGUCUUGCCAACUCGCAGUGGUCGGGUGUGGAGAGUCCGUUCUGCUCGGCGUUCUCCAUCAACAGCUCGUUUGUGAGCGACGUCGUCGACAUGGUGUCCAUUGAGGCAGGGUCUUCGCUCACGGUGCGAUUCUUAGUUCGCGAUGACAGUGGCAAUGCGGUAGUCUCGGGUGUCGACGUGCCGCUCGUCCGCAACGCAGCCGAUGGUGUCGAUCUCAUCUUGACAUCUCAGUACCUGGGGGACGGAGAGUAUAGCGUGACGUUUCUGCCGCCGACGCGCGCAGGCAGCCACGCCGUCGAAUACGGACUCAACAAUCUGCUCUUUUUCUCGGGCACUCAGUCUUCGACAGUCAUCGUGGUGCCUGGUCCGGCUUCAGGGUCGCGCAGUACGCUGGUGACUGAAGUCGGCGCCAGUGGAGUGCUCGAGCUGGAGACCUCGGUGGCAUCCACCUUCCGCAUCGCCCUCAAGGACAACUACGACAACAUGGUGAGCCAAGUGCCGAGCAUAGAUGCUGUGCGGGUGACAAUCAAUCGUGGCAUCGAGACGUUCCCUGUCAACGCCAGGCAGUUCGAGGGCCUGCAGCUCGUCUUUGACGUCCUAGUCGAGAACGGUGGCACGUACACGCUCUCGGUCCGGAUCAACGACGACGAUAUCAUCGGCUCGCCAUUUGUCCUCUCUGCCUCGACCACAUGUCUUCCGGGCAGCCGAGUGCUCGACGGCACGUCGUGUGUUGCAUGCUCGCCCGGAUCGUACUCGGAUACCAUCAACGCAGUGACAUGCACCGGAUGCCCGGCAUUCACCACAGCCGGCACCGGCGCGAGCUCGUGGCGCAACUGCUCGUGCCUGCCGCUCUUCUGGUUUGGGAGUGGCGACCGGUCCGCAGAUCGCGGGUGCGAGCCGUGUCCCAUCGGCGCCGAGUGCGCUGGUGGCAAGGAAGCGCCGCAGCCGGCGCCGGGCUACAGUGAGCAGGAUGGCUCGUUUGUGCUGUGUCCACGCCCGUCGGCAUGUGCAGGCUCGGGGCGGUGCGCGCAGGGCUACUCCGGCUCGUUCUGCACCACCUGCAGCGACGGGUACUAUCGGACAAGCGAUGGCGCGUGCAAGGCGUGUCCGCCAAACCCUGGAGGCGUGUUUGCGGCUGUGGUCAUUGCCCUCGUGGCGCUGUCGAUGGUCGGUGCGGUGUUUGUGGCCUGGGUGGUGAUGCGAUCGCUCGAGGCGACGAAUGCGGGCGAGCACGGGCAGAAGCACAUCAUUGCGUUCCGGAUGCGGACGAUUCCAGUCUCGAUCUCCAUGUCGCUGGUGGCCUUCCAGAUUGUGAGCAUCUUUGCCGAGUCGAACUUGAAGUGGAGCGACUCGUCACAGCGGGUGCUCUCGGUCUUUUCGGCCUUCAACAUCAACGCCAACGUGGUAGCGUCCGAGUGCGCUGUGACCUCGUUCCACAAGAUGUAUGCCCUCUCGAUCGCCAUUCCCUUUAUCAUUGUCGGCCUUGUCAUUGCCAACAUGAUGGUUCUCAAGGUCCUAGGUACGGCUGUGGAACGGCUGGCGCCGCUUCGCGCCGUCCCCAUCCGAUCGCUGGUCGACGCAGUGCUCUUCCUCGUUGCGCCGCUCCUCUACAUCCCGCUCUCGCAGUCAUCGCUUGCGCUCUUUGACUGCUCGCAGCUGCCUAACGGGCAGUACGUGCUGGACGCUGACACGGGCGUGGUGUGCUUUGACGACGCGUGGUGGGCAAUCGUGCCGUUUGGUGUCGUCGCCAUCCUCAUCUACGUCAUCGGCGUCCCGGUCUACUUUGGCAUCACCCUCUUCCUCCACCGGCUCACCCUUUUCUCGCCGCAUACCACGGCACGAUUUGGCUCGCUCUACCGCAACUGGCGGCGGGCGUACUACUGGGGCGAGAUUGCUAACCUCUUCAAGCGGCUGGCCAUCGUCGUCAUCACCACCAUGUUCUCCAAGCACCAGCUGGUCCUUAUCGGCAUGCUCCUUCUCAUCCUCGGCUCGUCGGUCUACAUCUUUGUCCGCAUCCGCCCGUACUACGUCCCGCUUUACAACGAGGUCGAGACUCGGCUCUCCAUCGCCGUCAUCGCCAUCCUUCUUCUCGGAUCGGCCUCGUACGCCGAGCGUACUAGCUCAGCGAGCGAGAUUGCGCUCUUUGUCUCUGUCAUCAUCGCCAUCAUCGCGCUCUGUGCCAUUGCCGUCCACUCGAUCGCCAUGGACAUCCUAUCGGUCUACCGCGAGCGCAAGCGCGGCGAGCUUCCGGCGGCCGAGCGGCAGAAGGGUCUCAUGAACGUCAUCACUGCAGAGCUCAAGGAUGUCGACGCUGACCCCGCCGUCCUCCGCUCAGCUGGAGAGUUCCUCGCCACCCUUGAUGCUGCGCACCACGCAAAGUCGACCCAUCGCGAGCGGUCAUCAUCGGUGGACCUCGGCCAAAUCGGCGAGGUUGAGCUCGACACCCUGGACGGUGCUCAGCUUGUUUAA